Messenger RNA from Rotaria sp. Silwood1, 696 nucleotides. The record is from the annotation of a GenBank genome assembly. NCBI's taxonomy places the organism in Eukaryota, Metazoa, Rotifera, Eurotatoria, Philodinida, Philodinidae.
AUGCCUCAAAAUCAUGAAGAUAUUCCUAAAUGUUACUAUACACUUGGUCAUUUAACAUUUCUCAAAAUUAAUUAUGAUGUAAGUCUUAAUUGGUUUCAAAAAUUAUUAAAUAUCUUAAAAUCUGAUAAUCCAAUUUUAGCUGAUACGUAUUAUUCCAUCGGUUGUAUUUAUCAGAAUAUGUAUUAUUAUAAUGAAGCAUUACAAUAUUAUCAUCAAGCAUUAGUUAUUUGGAAAGAAACUCAUGAUAAUAAUGAACCUCUUCAAAUGGCAGCAUGUUUAAAUAAUAUGGGUUGUAUUUAUGAAAUAGAAAAAUUCUAUUCAAAAGCAUUAGCAUGUCAUCAACAAGCUUUAUCUAUACGUGAUAAAUUUCAAACUGAUUUAGGUUCAUCAUAUAAUAAUAUUGGUAAUAUUUAUUUAUGCCUCGGUGAAUAUAAUACUGCAAUAGAAAAUUAUGAUUAUGCAUAUAACAUUAAAAGUCAAUCUCAUUCAUCACAAGAUCCAUCUUUAGCAACAACAUUAAAAAAUAUGGCUCUUGCAUAUGAAGAAGAUGGAAAUUUUAUUGAAGCUUUACAAUAUUAUAAAAAAGCAGCACUUGCAUUUGCAAGCAUAUUUUCAACAACACACACCUAUUAUCUUGAAAUUCAAGAAGAUAUUCAACGUAUUGCAUCAUUAAUGGAAUCUAAAACAAUAAAAUAA